This is a messenger RNA of Galeopterus variegatus (Sunda flying lemur), 568 nucleotides long. RefSeq names its product matrix metalloproteinase-16-like. Gene Ontology annotation, molecular function: metalloendopeptidase activity; zinc ion binding. Gene Ontology annotation, cellular component: extracellular matrix. The record is from RefSeq and is a predicted model, not a curated record. The annotation marks the transcript as partial. The transcript is spliced from 3 exons. Gene Ontology annotation, biological process: proteolysis; extracellular matrix organization; collagen catabolic process. NCBI's taxonomy places the organism in Eukaryota, Metazoa, Chordata, Mammalia, Dermoptera, Cynocephalidae.
CAAAAGUACGGCUACCUUCCACCGACUGACCCCAGAAUGUCAGUGCUGCGCUCUGCAGAGACCAUGCAGUCUGCCCUAGCUGCCAUGCAGCAGUUCUAUGGCAUUAACAUGACAGGAAAAGUGGACAGAAACACAAUUGAUUGGAUGAAGAAGCCUCGAUGUGGUGUACCUGACCAGACAAGAGGAAGCUCCAAAUUUAAUAUUCGCCGAAAGCGAUAUGCAUUAACAGGACAGAAGUGGCAGCACAAGCACAUCACUUACAGUAUAAAGAACGUAACUCCAAAAGUAGGAGACCCUGAAACUCGUAAAGCUAUUCGCCGUGCCUUUGAUGUGUGGCAGAAUGUAACUCCUCUGACAUUUGAAGAAGUUCCCUACAGUGAAUUAGAAAAUGGCAAACGCGAUGUGGAUAUAACAAUCAUUUUUGCAUCUGGUUUUCAUGGAGACAGUUCUCCCUUUGAUGGAGAGGGGGGAUUUUUGGCACAUGCCUAUUUCCCUGGACCAGGAAUUGGAGGAGAUACACAUUUUGACUCAGAUGAGCCAUGGACACUAGGAAAUCCUAAUCAUGAUG